Molecule: messenger RNA, 2502 nt
Organism: Sarcophilus harrisii (Tasmanian devil)
Lineage: Eukaryota; Metazoa; Chordata; Mammalia; Dasyuromorphia; Dasyuridae
Product: taste receptor type 2 member 7-like
Exons: 1
Coding region: 1582-2502 (306 amino acids)
Biological process (GO): sensory perception of taste; G protein-coupled receptor signaling pathway; detection of chemical stimulus involved in sensory perception of bitter taste
Cellular component (GO): membrane
Molecular function (GO): G protein-coupled receptor activity; bitter taste receptor activity
Source: RefSeq, a predicted model, not a curated record
AGGGUAUGCACAGUUGCAUAGCCAUUUGGGCAGUUUCAAAAUGCUCUACAGAAUGAUUGAAUCUGUUCACAUCUCCACAAAUUAUUAUUAAUUAUGUUUCAUUUCCCCCACAUCCUCUCCAAUAUUUGUGGUCCUCUUUGCUUUGAAAUUGCAACCAGGACCUCUGUUCCCUUGUAAUUAACCACUGGCACUAUGCUCUGUCCAUGAGGUGCCAGCCAAAACUGUGCCAAUCAGUACCAGCUGUACUCACUUCCAGGAAAUGCUUUAAAUCAUCUCUUUCUGACCAUUUAUCCUCAAUUUUACCAAUUUAACCAAUCUCUGGCCUGAGAUCUCCUAAAGCUGCUUGUGCUAUUGCCCCUUCUGAAGCCCAUUGUUGAUGUUUUUGUUGCACUCCAGGCAGACUUCCACCAUGAUGUCACAUCUCUUUCACCAACUUCCUAAGUUGUCCUAGGCUGAAAAAUUGAUCACCCUAACCCUUUAUUGGUCCUGAUCUAAAAUUAAUUUAGCGCAUUUUUAAAAAAGUGUUUUGGAGACAAAUGAUGGGAGAGUUUAGCUAGGUUGCUGCUUCCAGUCCACUAUCUUGGUUCCCUAAUUCAGUGAAGGAUUUUUCAUGAUCAUACCUCAGAAAAUAUUGUCUAAUAUCUAGGAUGCAGGGAUAAAUAUUGAGCUCUUUGACUGGAAAUAUUUCCACUUAUCUGUCAAAUAAUAUUAGUUCUAUCAUCUGCACUGCAGAUACAAACUCCAGAAAUGAUUUGUAUUAAUUUGUCAUUGGUAUAAUCCAAGAAUUGUUCUGCCUGGAGAGAGAAACAUCCAGAGCAGUAGAGUCCCGUCAUGCCUUUGAGCAUCUCUCUAACAAAAGACAUUUUGAUUUGAUUUGAUUUGAAAUCACAUUUUAUAGAAUUCUUGAACAAAAAAAUACCAAAAUGUGGUAAAGAUAAAAGUUAAUUUUUGCUUUGUCAAACAGAAAAAAAUGUUAUAUAACCUUUUACCACAUUCUUUUUCUUAAAUCGUUUUCCUAAAAAGAUUGAGUUUUUCUACAAUCCUCCCCCCUAAAGAUUCCCUUCAACCACUUCAAACUGGUUAUUAGUGAUAUUUAAAAGAGAUUUCUUUAAUUAGAUGAAGAUGAUGAAGAGGAGAAAGCUUGAUUUCAACAUAUAGGUUUUGUAAUUUGGUAAACAAAGUUCAUCAUACACAGCUCAGGCCUUUUGAUUCAAAUUAAGCCGAUCAGAAAGAAUAACACAUUGAAAGAGAAACUUCAUCUCAUUUGCAUUUAGCAAAUGACUUAGUAUUGCCAAGAUCAUUUCACAUGAGGAAAUGGAAUCACCAUUCAAUUUGGAGAUAGUGUUGGAUAGAUAGAAUUAACUGGGCUGUAAGGAAUCCUUAAACCAUUUUGGUGAUGAAGUCCUCUCAGGACUACACAUUUUUCACUUGGGUAGAAGAUUAAAACAGGAAAGAAACGUGACAUUAUCAAGCCUGAAGAAUGUUCACAUAAUUCAGGGAUUGUUUUUACCUGGUUAUCAAUCCAACAGAAGUGUUUUUAAGAGUAGUAAUUUAUUUAAGACUAGUAAUCUUUCAGUCAACAUGCUAAAUGGGGAGAAAAUCAUAAUGGUUCUGGUAGCUGGAGAGUUCCUAUUGGGAUUUUUAGGGAAUGGAUUCAUGGUAUUAGUAAAUGGCAUUGAUUGGAUCAAGAGCAAGAAGUUUGCAACAGUGGAUCUCAUCCUGGUACACUUGGCCAUUUCUAGAAUUGGUCUGUUAUGCACAUUAAUAUCGAUUAGCUCUCAACUUAUAUGCUGUUUGGCUGAAUUCCUGGUGAAUAAAUCUCAGGCUGUUGAUAUUUUCUGGAUAUUGACCCACCUUUCAAGUAUUUGGUCUGGCACUUCCCUGAGUGUCUUCUAUUUCCUGAAGAUUGCCAACUUCUCCCACCCUCUCUUCCUCUGGCUGAAGUGGAGAAUAAACCAAGUGGUUCACAUGCUACAGGUGGGACCUUUCCUCAUAGCUUUGUUUAUUAACCUUUUACUAUUCACAAAAACUUACAACUUUACAUUCAAUAUAGAAAACAACACAAAAGCAUUCCCAGGGCUCCAGAUGAAUGGAAGUCAAUAUAUCACCCUGCAGGUUAUUGUGAACUUCUUGAGUCUACUCCCCUUUACUUUGUCUCUGUUCUCAUUUUUUUCCCUCAUCCUCUCCCUCUGGAGACACACUCUUCAGAUGAAGCUCAAUGCUACAGAAUCCAAGGACUCUAGCACAGAGGCCCAUGUUCGAGCCAUGAAAGCAACAUUCUGUUUCCUUUUCCUCUUUAUACUGUUCAACUUGAGUUCAUCCAUUGCCCAGUGGAGCCACAUAAUUCCAAACAAAAAACUAGCUGUGAUGUUUGGAUUCCCAUUGAUGGUCCUCUAUCCCUCAGGCCAUUCUUUGAUCUUGAUUCUGUACAACAGCAAACUGAGACAGGCAGCCCUCAAGAUGUGGUGGCAGGUGAGAUGCUGCCUGAAAAGAAAUAAAUGA